Messenger RNA from Trichoderma reesei QM6a, 882 nucleotides. RefSeq lists its product as uncharacterized. Lineage: Eukaryota; Fungi; Ascomycota; Sordariomycetes; Hypocreales; Hypocreaceae. The coding region runs from base 1 to 882 and encodes 293 amino acids. The transcript has a single exon. The record is from RefSeq and is a predicted model, not a curated record.
AUGGAGCCUGAGCGGACCUCGCCACACAGCGCGCCUGUCACCAACGACAUGACAGUGCCCCAGCUGCCAUUCACGCCCGAGGCCUUGCCCAUUUUCACCUCGGAUGCCUCCUCGAUGCCCAGGCCCAGAGGUCGGGAGCGCCAACAAUCACAGGACAGCCUUCUCAUGGAGUUGCUCUCUCGCCGUAUGAGUCGACAAUCCCUUCUACAGCAGCAGCAAAACCAGUCCCGUACCUCUCAGCCGCCUCUCGCCCCACAAUCACCACAACCACCCAUGGACUCGUCCUCUCACUCGCGGGUUGACAGCGGCUGGAGUGCUUUCAACAGUAUGCACAUGGAGAUCGAUGUCGACGAAACAUGCGACAACGAUGCUUCUAUACCUACAUCAUCAUCACGGACUCAGAGCAUCCGCCCAUCGCGGCGGUACCGUCCCCUUCCACAUAUCGCACCAGUGGCUCCUGCGACGAGCAUUGAUCCGGACGUUGCCUCCAGAGUAUUAGCCCGAAUGCAGGCCAACACGCAGCCUGCAUUGGACUCUGUUCCGUUGCCUGCCAAUUCAAGCCCGGCCCCUGUUAUCGAAAUUGAUCCGAGUGAACUGGCAGGCGCCGAUUUGCAGGCCGAUGAGGGCUACGACGAAGGACCCGACGAGUUUCCAUGGCUGGGCGAGAAGCCUUCUAGUGGACUCACCGGAGUCCUGAGAAGCCAAGGGCUUCUGAGCUUCACCACGUCUGCCGAGGCGGCCAUGCGAUGCCCCAAGCUUGUGCGGAAUGUUCCUCGAAUGCGGAAGAGGACGCAGAAGAAGAAGGAGCACAGGCUCCGAGCGUCGAAGGGCACGACCGGCGAGCCGAGUCAAGCGCAGGCAUCCACAGUGGCUGCAGGCUAA